UUGCAGAAAAAAAUUGUUUACGUCAAGCGGCUCGUUCCAAAUAAUGACUUGCUAAAGUAUCGUUCAGUCAAAGAUUUGGACGGUUUUGUGCCAGAUCUCAGCGGCAGUGCUACUGUACAAUUUGCUCACUAUCAACUUAAGUUUAUUACUACACCGGGUGAUGCAGUCUAUGAGGUAUCAGUUUUAUAUGACUCGAAACAAGCAAAAGUAACGGUGGAUCUAAAGUCGGUUAGCCAUGUCAACGCGUAUGGUGAUUUACCGCAUUGUAUCGUGGAUAAAAAUUUUUUCCUUGCACUUUAUUGUGUUUGUUACGAUAAAAUUGCAGGAAAUGAAAAAGUUUAA
Messenger RNA from Gongylonema pulchrum, 342 nucleotides. NCBI's taxonomy places the organism in Eukaryota, Metazoa, Nematoda, Chromadorea, Rhabditida, Gongylonematidae. The record is from the annotation of a GenBank genome assembly.